This is a messenger RNA of Pleuronectes platessa (European plaice), 3897 nucleotides long. RefSeq names its product mitogen-activated protein kinase 4 (gene mapk4). The coding region runs from base 16 to 1575 and encodes 519 amino acids. The transcript has 6 exons. Lineage: Eukaryota; Metazoa; Chordata; Actinopteri; Pleuronectiformes; Pleuronectidae. Gene Ontology annotation, molecular function: ATP binding; MAP kinase activity. Gene Ontology annotation, biological process: protein phosphorylation; intracellular signal transduction; cell surface receptor signaling pathway. The record is from RefSeq and is a predicted model, not a curated record. Gene Ontology annotation, cellular component: nucleus; cytoplasm.
ACCAAAGCCAUAGACAUGUGGGCCACAGGCUGUAUCCUGGCUGAGAUGCUGACUGGACGCAUGAUGUUUGCAGGAGCUCACGAGCUGGAGCAGAUGCAGCUGAUCCUGGACACAGUGCCGGUGCUGAGAGAGGAGGACAGACAGGACCUGCUACAGGUGAUGCCUUCAUAUGUCAGUCGAGGAUGGAGAGUCAAGAAGCCCUUCUCUGAAUUGUUGCCUGAACUGGAUGCUCAGGCUGUGGACUUCCUUGAGAGGAUCUUGACCUUUAACCCCAUGGAUCGUCUGACGGCCGAAGCAGCCCUGUCCCAUGCCUUUCUCCAGCAGUACUCCUGUCCAGAGGACGAGCCCACAUCCUCACACCCCUUCCACAUCGAGGACGAACUGGUGGACAACCUCAUCACCGAGCAGAGCCUCAGCAACAGUCAGGCCUCCAGCAUCCACUGGGAGAGGUAUGAGAACAGUUUAUCAGCAGACGUGUGUUGGCGGCAGUCGGGCGGAAGGUGCCGCUGCAUGCCCCCUGCCCUUGUGACCUCUGACCUUGGUGACACAACGGAGGAUGAGGAGGUCCAGAGGGACCCCCGGGCCAAUUCCACCUCACUGUUAGAGGAGGCGCAGGUGGACCCACGGAAAUAUUCCCACAGCAGCUCAGCUGAACGCUUCCUGGAAAACUCCCACUCCUCUCUGGAGCGGGCCUGUGGUCUGGGGCAAGGGGAUCUGGACUGCGGCCGCUCCUGUGACUACAAAGUGGGCUCUCCCUCAUAUCUGGAUAAAAUUGCAUGGAGGGAGGGCAAGCCUCAACACUACUCAGAGCCUAAGCUGAUACUGGAUCUGUCUCACUGGAAGCGCAACACUAACAUCCUCCCUGAGCCUGCUGAGCCCAUCGGUGGCAGCAUGGAGGACCUGGGAGACACGAAGGAGGAGGAGGCAGAAGAGGAGGAGACGGGGGAUUUGUUCCAGGAGAUCUCUCGCUGGGUACAGAGCACCCAGUCCCAUCUGCACUCGCCCACUCCCAGUCCAUGUUUGGAGCCACAUUCACCCUCCUGCUACACCUUCUCCCCCCCUCUCCCUCUCUCCCCGACUGAUAUCCCAACUCCAGUCUUCCACUACACAGAAGUUGUGCAGCAACCGUCAGCUGAUUAUGAUGAACACAGACUAAGCCCACAUCCAGCUCUUACAUCUUCCUGCAAUUCCCUUCCCUCUCUCCUCCCCACGUCUCCCACCUCUCCCCUUCCUCCUCAGUUAACUCCAACAGUUUCUCCCCCCAUCUCUCCCCUACUUUUUCCUCCCUCAGAAUCUCAGCCCCUCUCCUCUACUUCCUCCAUUUCUCCGCCUUUCCCCAAGGACUCCAUGGAGUCACUUCCUAUCAAGCAAAAGGAUCGUCUAUUUGACCUGGAUGUCUUCAUAUCCCGAGCACUGAAACUGUGCAGGCAGAACAAGGAGCAAGCAGAUGGAAAGAAAGGAAGGGAGAAAGAUGGAGGGUGGAGGGACGAGAGCAAACAGCCGAACAUUAACAGAAAGGUGCCCAGGCUUCCAGAGUACAGGACUCCACCACCACCACACACCCCUAACUCUUGAUGAUUCAUUUCAGCUUCAGGCCGAAAAACAUUAUUGCAUCAUGACGGGCAACAUUUCCAAAUGCUUUACAUGGUGAGUUUGCUGCUUAAACAUGAGACCUGAGUGUUUUCAGCAACUUAUGUUGACUUAAAACUUCACUGAAACAAUCCUGCAGCUUUUAUCAAGAUGUUCUCUCAGGUCAGAAGAGGUCAGACAGCAUUUGGGGUAAAUAUAAAUAACCAUGCUUAUAGCAUUGAGUUGUCUGAUGUGGAGUAUUUAGAAUCAAUGAACUAAUUUACGUUUGCGAAAUGUUUGAAUUGCUAUAAGAUAAAUUUGACUUGAUUUAAACUUAUUCUGGGACACACAUUUCCAACUAAUGACAUCUAGGGAACAGUUAAUAAGAGAUAUGCAGGCUAUUGAUAACUAAUGGAGAGGUAUCACUUGGUUUAGUUUUGCUCUGUUUUUGCUCCUGCUGAGUUUUAAUCGUUCAGUCAUUUCUCAAAAUGUCCGGCUGUCUUCCAAAGGUGAUGUUCACCCAAUAAUGAAAGUGACGCAAGAAAUACUUCCUCCAUGUUUCUCUGAAUGUAUUAACUGAAAGGUAAUCGGUCACAUUAUGAUACAUGGAAAAACCUUGAGGCUUUUUAUUUGUUGAUCCGUCAACAGUAACUUGAUGAGCUCUGUCACUGAUUCAUGCCUUGUAAACUUGUAUAAAACUCUUAUCUUAUUUCAUUCUAUAAUAUAUUUCUUAAGACUAUUGUCUUUUGUUAUUGUGUCUGAAAUAUUUUAGUUUUAUUAGUUGAACGCUUGUUAACUUGGAGUGUUAUGUGUCAUGUGGAAUGCUCUGUUGUUAUAAUUUAUGAUUUGUUCAGCAGAUUGUGCUCUAGUUUGAUUGUUAAUGAUUGAAUAUCUUUUCUGCCUGGAACUGGGGUCAUCAUCUGCUGUUGACCUAACUGUGCUCUCCUCUCUGAAAUCUCAAACAACAUUAUCAUAUAUUUUGGAGAAUGUGGAUCAGCUUAUACAGGAAAUGAUUUGCUCCAACAAGGCAACCAAAUCAGGUAAAAGAUACAAUCUGAAACCGAUGAAGGCCAAUGAAUUGUGUCACAAAUACUCAAUCGUGUGCUUCUGACUUGCCAAAAUAAUAAGGUAGUGGUUGGCAAAUGGAGAUAUAGAAAUUUGGGUUACUUUGGGUUGGGAAAUUUCAUGUUCCGCUUAUUCUGUAGAGGAAACAGUUUCUCUUUUGCUCUGCUGUGGCUGUACACUUUGAGUAAAUUAAGCCUAUAUACAUCAGUCUGUGGGCUGUAAAUACAAAAGGGUGCAGCUACUGGAAAUGUCAGAGGUCACUGACAUGUUAAAAAAAACUUCCAGGACAGAUACACCGCCCCAUAAUUAGAGAAACAUUCAAGCUUCAGUCCAGCAUCUGAGACUGAAAUCUGACGAGAUUUUCUAGUUCAAGUCUCUCAAGACCUCUUAGAUAUCAGCUAAAUAAAACUAGUCCAUAAAAUCCAUGCAAGCCACACUCAGAACACUCUGCUUUUGUUUGCAGGAUUUUAUGUUUUCUUUCCCAGCAGUUUGCAGCUGUUAACAGGUACUACACAUACAACCUUGCUCCCCGAAGUGUGUACUUCCAUUAUAUCCGCAGCUUUUAUACGCACUGUGGCCAACAAACAAAGAAUUUUAGCAGAUCAUCACUUACACAACAUAGUAUGAUUGCAUAAGGAUUGAGCCAUACGGGAGAAAUGGUAACGGUGCAACUUAUAAUACAGCAAAGCCAGGUCUGUUCUUUUAUAUUCAAAUAAGACAUUAAGCACAUUUAGAGUCACUAGCACAUUUAGAAAUACAGGUUUUCCUCAGUCAGUACUGAAACUCCACCACUGUUAAUGUUAAUUUCAAGGUUUUAACCACGGGCAAAAGAUUGCUGAACAAACUGACAAAAGGGUGAAGUGCAAAACUGUCCAUUUUCAAGUCCAGAAGCUUUUAAUUAUUUAUAAAAACAAAUAAAAUCUAUUUUGUUGUUAAACUAAUUAAAAUUAAUCGUUUUUUAACAUAUACAGGUCUAAUGAUCACAUUUUGCUUCAUACAGUUUCCUCUGCAGGUAACCUAAGCCAGCAAUAACACCACUGACUCAUAACACACAGUAACACAUGUGGUUACUGAGCCUGAGUUAAUUCUUUUAAAUGUGUGAAACAAUGUAGAAAAUGUGCCUCUGUACACCUCAAUGCUUCCAGCUUGCUGAAUGUAACAUAUCCUCCUCUCCUGUCUGCAUGGCUUUUCACAGAUAUUCAUAUCGCUCGUCACUUUGUGAAACCGUCGUAUUUUUAUGGGCUCUGAUUUCUUUUGCACAGA